ACGUCGCUUGUAAUAGGAAGCGAGGGGAUGACGCAGUUUUGUUCAGUCAGUACUCCAGUACGCACAUGGCACGUUGUGUCGUAACGGUGUUUAUUAUGACGGCGUAUCAUAAUAGUAUCAUUCAAUUUCACAUACAAGACAGGAGCAUGUUUCAACUAAAACUUAACAAUAAUACGUAUCAAACUGAAGUAACUGACUUCUGUAAAAAUUCAGAGUUAUUUAUUAAUGUAACAUUUUUCGGUUUCAUAAGCGCUUAGCUGUGCAUGACGGUGUACAUAAGCAGUGGAAUAAAUAAUAAUAAUCACAACAAUUUCACGAAGAGGUGCAGUCAAAUUUAUUUCAUUUUUGCGAUGAUAAUAGCGAGAAUUAACAUUUCACUGAACGUGAUUUUACGACAUCAGAUUUUAAUUAAACUUAACUGGUACCAACUGAAUUUGUAGGACUAUACACACACGUUAACAAUUAAAUAUAUAAAGUCAGCGUUUUAGUUUUAGCAUCAUCACAUGCGCGGGCCUGCAGAAUAAAACUGUAGCUAAGAGUCUUAUCUUAUUCUCGUGGCUGUACACGUAUAGAGGGGGGGCAGGGCAUUUGAAUGGUUUGCGUGUGGUUCCAUCUGAAGGACAUGUUUCUUGUUAUGAAGCAUCCUCUACGGCUGACGUAAUUCCAACCAUUUCAGCAGCUGAACGACAUGUCUCAUUGUAAGAACUGUUACCACAAUACAGGAUGUCAUCAAAAUCUGCCUGAAUUGGGGCACAGGACCAGCAAGCAGAGCCAUCUCUAUUCCGUAUCCAUGAAGCUGGCAGCUCAGAGAUGCAAUAACUGCUCUUCUGGCAGCAUGUAUGGCGUUCAGAGGAAGCUCAGUAUCGACAGUGACGACCUGACAAGUGGAAGCUCUGUCCACUUGAGAUUCCGGUGUUGUAGCGCUAGCCACUUCAAGUGUCACGUUUAGGGUUUUAGAUUUUGGACUCCUGAAGGUAUAACCGUGUCCCAAAUUAAGAGUUUAAUAAAAAGGAUCAUGUUUAAAUACGAUUAUCUUUCGAUAUCUUUUAGUGAAUGAACAACCUCAAUUGACAGUAUGAAUAAAUAUAGGAAAGCGAAAGAAGACACAGAACACUAUAUUACUAGUAAAAUUAUUAUUUAUUCAAAUCAAUGAAAGUAUAUCCCUCGAAGAUUUUUUUUAGUCUUAGAGUAUUGAAUCCAAAUUAACAAUACAGCAUGUAAAAUAGUAGUGUACAUAUGAUAUUAUAAUGCACACCUAUUCUUUGAAUUAGGUGGAUUGGAAAAACAACAAAACUGACAAAUUAUUUAGCUGAAAAAACAUAUAAAAAUCCUAUAUAUACAGAAAGAUAUAGUAUCAUUUAGAUAUAUGAAAAAUUUAAAUGUCGGUUUGAUGAGAGAGACGUAUGACAAAUUCCAGUGUCCAUCGUGAUGUAUGAAACAAAGUUUAGGCAUAUAUAUUCUGAAGAAUAAUUGAAGGAAUAGUUUAAAAUUUCAGUCACGUUAUUGAUAUGUUUAACAUGACUUGGGUGCAGAAAAUCUAGACCAAAGAAAUUAACGAAACGUGUGUCAGUCGUCAUGACUAUACACUCAACUAGAUUUAUGUUUACAAGCACGACCAGGGCGUUUACUUAGAAUAAAUCUUGUGCGAUAUUCUUCGGCAUGCUGAGAGACGUAAGGUUAUUCCCCAUUACUCUGAUCUACGUAUCAGUGCUGCUAUCUGGACGCGAGGUGCAUUGCGAAGUCGGCGUGUUGCCACAACAUGAGCAGGAGCAGCAGAGGAUCUCUGCCUUGCUGAAAGGCGACUUCAUUAUCGGAGCCCUAUUCUCAGUGCAUCACCAGCCGAAACAGAAGCGAGUAGGCAACACACUCAAGUGUGGUCGGGUCCGAGAGAUGUACGGGAUCCAGCGGAUCGAGGUCACUUUCCAGACGAUCGAUCGCAUUAAUAACGAUCCUACGAUCUUGCCGAACGUGACGCUUGGUGUGGAGAUCCGAGACUCGUGCUGGUACGCACCGGUCGCUCUGCAGCAGAGCAUCGAGUUCAUCAGGGACUCCAUUUCUCCUGCGACGCCAGCAGACACGUGCAGCGUUGAUCAACAGCCGAAAUCGAGACGUUCGCCACUUGAGAACGGCGUGAAACGACGCAGAACGCCUCUGGUGGGUGUGAUCGGACCCGCUUCAAGCUCUGUAGCUAUCCAGGUGCAGAACUUGUUGCAGCUGUUUCAAAUUCCGCAAAUCGGCUACUCUACCACCAGCAAGGACUUGAGCGACAAGAGCCGGUUCAGCUAUUUCCUUCGUGUCGUGCCGUCUGACUACUAUCAGGCGCAGGUUAUGGUCGACAUCGUCCGGAAAUACAACUGGACCUAUGUAUCCGCAGUCAACACUGACGAGAACUACGGGCAGAGCGGAAUCCAAGCUUUCAGGGAGCUGGCAGAGAAGGCAAAUGUCUGCAUCGCGAAGGAAGAUUCGGUGCUUAGCAACGCGGAGGAUGAGGUGUUCGAUGGAGUGAUCCGGAAGUUGGACGAGGACAAGAAUGCUCGUGUCGUCGUUUGUUUCUGCGAGGGCAUGACCGUUCGAGGGCUGCUGGCUUCUACAAAGCGCCUCAACCUCACUGGGCGCUUUCUCUUCAUUGGCAGUGAUGGCUGGGCUGACCGCAGUGACGUCACUGACGGCUAUGAGAUGCAAGCGCGAGGCAGCAUUUCUAUCCGUAUCCACUCGUCAAACGUCACGGAUUUCGACGAGUACUACUUCAAACUGAACCCGUACACGAAUACCCGGAACCCGUGGUUCCGCGAGUUCUGGCAACAACGCUUCAACUGCAGCAUUCGCGAGGAUUACGGCAACAGCACUGUCAUGUCUGCAAAGCUCGUCUCAGCCUCACUGGAGAGAGGAGAGUGCACAGGUCGAGAAAAGCUAAGCGACAGAUACAAGGCGGAUCCGAAGCUGUCCUUCAUUAUAAAGGCCAUCUACACAAUGGCAUACGGCCUUCACAACAUGCAUCAAGACGUGUGUGGUAGGGACGCAGUGGGCCUCUGCUCCGAUCUCUUCCCAUUCAACGGCUCACUCUUCAAGAGCUACUUGCUGAACGUAACGUUUAUGUACGGGGAAGAUGAUGAACUGGUGGAGUUCGACAAGCAAGGGGAUCCUCCUGGAAGGUACAACAUAAUGAACUUCCAGCUGCUGUCCAAUGGCAGCUACGACUACAUCCGCAUCGGGGACUGGAACAAUGGGACUCUCAUCAUGCAAGAAGAUGAGCUGCAGUGGCCCCGGUCAGGAGAGAAAGUGAAGUCUGUUUGUUCGAAACCCUGUCAGCCAGGGUACUACAAGAACUUUCAGACCGGAGGGCAAGAACAGAAAUGCUGCUGGGCUUGCGUCUCCUGUGCAAUCAAUGAGUUUCUCCUGAACGAUACCACCUGCCGAGCAUGUCCAACCGGAUAUCUGCCGAACGAUAACAAGACGGCGUGCGAUGAGAUACCCCCCGAGUUCGUCCAGUGGUCCGACACGCAAGCCAUCGUCUCCAUAGCUUUCUCGUGCCUCGGCUUCCUGUCCACUGCGUUUGCAGGAGCUGUCUUUGUUCGCUACAAUGACACCCCUGUCGUCAAGUCUUCUACACGGGAGCUGAGCUACCUUAUCCUCGCCGGAAUGACGCUCAGCCAUGCCGCCACCUUCCCGAUCCUCGCCGAACCAUCCUGGCUGUCGUGCUGUCUGUCUCGUGUUCUGCCUGGACUCAGCUUUGCCAUGAUCUAUGCAUCUCUGCUGACGAAGACCAAUAGAAUCGCCCGAAUCCUCGCCGGCUCCAAGAAGCGCUUCCCCUCUAGGAAGUCGAGGUUCAUGUCCGCUGCAGCUCAGGUACUCAUUACAUGCUCGCUGAUUGGCAUCGAGGUGGGCGUCUCGGUCACGAUGCUGGUUCUGGAGCCGGCCGCCCCGACGUUGCUGUUUCCGACGCUGGAUCGCGUGGUGCUAGCCUGCAACACGACUCCGCUUGGGGUCGUCGCUCCUCUGGCCUUCGACUUCUUGCUGAUCGCACUCUGCACACUGUAUGCCAUCAAGACACGGAACGUCCCAGAGAACUUCAAUGAGGCCAAGUUCAUAGGCUUCGCCAUGUACACGACGUGCGUCAUUUGGAUUGCCUUCGUCCCCAUCUACUUUGGCAGCGACUCCAAGGUGAUAACGAUGUGUAUGUGUGUGACGCUCAGCGCCAUGGUGACGCUAGUCUUCCUGUUCCUGCCGAAGAUGUACAUAAUUCUGCUUCGCCCCGAGAGGAACAAUCGCGCCCUCUUCACCACUUCUAAGAGCAUCCGCUGUCACAUCGGAACCCGCGUGGCGUCCGCGAUUUCCAGCAAGAGCUCCAACUCGUACUCCAGCACCGAGUCGCCCAGCAACAUCAGGGAUCGGUCUGUCACUUUCCGCAAGCCAGGGCGUACCGAUGUUCUGACCGGAAACAAUCACUCAACAGCUGCCGUCGGAAGCAACAGCAACAAUAGCAGCAGUAGAGGUGGCCAGGUUCACAACCUGCAACACGGAUCCGCCAUGCAAUGGCGGACGCACAGCGACACAAAUGAAUUCAUCUACACGGGUGUGGUGCCAGUGGACCGCCAGACAGAGCGACGUACCCUCUCGUGCCAAACAGGGUUAGAGCUGCUUCACUAUUUUCUGCAGACUUACAUGAGGAAUAUGCAAGCGUCACAGCAGACACAGGAUUAUAAAAAGAAUGAAGCUGAAAUCCUAGUACCUCCAUGGGCAGAAUUAAGUCCUCGGGCACUGCUGGACAGCAUGAACACGACGCGGUUACGACGCACUGUUAUUUCCACGGCGCACAUCUUGGAAGAGAGCGCUAGUGAACAAAGUGGUGACGAGGACAGUGGUCAGGUGAAACACAUCACCAUCAGCCUAGGCGACUGUGAGUGUCGGUCUGACAGUUCUUCGCAUUCUCCCGUAUCGUGGUCUCAUAAUUCCGAUAGCGCCGUGUGAUUCGGCAAAAUAACGCUCAUCGCACACGAAAUUAUGAUAAAUUUAGGUACAAAAUGGCAUAUUUCUGUAGUCAUGACUCCCACCUCGCAUUUGGAAGGAUCAGCAACCUGGCCCUAAAUUGGCUGAGGUGUUUAUGAUUUUCCUCGGACAAUCGCAAUAAAAUAGGCUUAAAUAGGCCCAACAGCUUCAUUGCACGUCCUUCUAAACUGAAAAUACAUUAUCAUCCUCUCGUAUCUCUUUUCAUUAUUGUAUCAGGUGGCGGGAAAAAUGCGGUGUUUCUUAAUUGCAAAAAUUAACGGUUUCACGGGUCUUAACGAAAGCAUGUAAGUUGUGUAGAUAAUUGUUUCUCGACCGAUGGGAAUUGAAGGACAGCCGGGUUGAUUCCGAGGUCUGAAAUAUAAGAACUUGUAUUAAUGUUUAAAAGAAUACUAAAAUUUACAUGAUUGUAAAAUUACACUUAUUGGAAAAAAAGGAACAUUAUUUUUGCUACAGAGGGACUGCAGUUCAACAACAAAAUUGCUGGUGGGAUGCAAGACACAGAAGGUUGAGAACCAGUGAACAGAACAUGAAGUACGUUUACAAGAAAUUUAUUCAGUUCGGUUAUUUCCUUAUGCAAAUAAAAGAUAAUCAUUUCAAUAUUAAGUGUAAAAAUAGAUUUUAUUUACGACUAAAUUAUUUUCUCACUAAAAUUGAUAUUGAAUAGUGUCCUCGCUUUCUUCUGCUAGGUCUUGCGUUAGGCGAUGGCUGAUCAAAUGUUAUUUUGAGAUCAUAUAUUUUCAAUUUUCACUGCUGUAAUUCUAGGGACUAAUAUGAUACUCUCUGGUUUCUGUCCACUAUCCGUUCAAUUUCAUUCUGUCAGGGUAAUUUGACGUAAUUAAAUCUGGAAAACUUGGUAAGAAUUUUGUGAAUCUGGCAAAUUAAAAUGCAGUAUUAUUUGACACUUCCCAAAGAGGGGUAAUGUGAAUGUAAAAACGCACACUUUUAACAUUCGAAAUGGAAAAUAGUUUUAGGCAUAACAAAAUAAAUCUAAUUGAAUAGAUUUGAUCGUAGUUGCACAUAACCGCAGUACUGUAAUCACUCCGUUCCCGGGCAGGCAGGUAUGUCAAUUCGGCCUCAAUUGCAUUCGCUGAUUCUUUUUGAACGCCCAGUGAACAGCAGCCAGCCAAAUUAGAAGCUGCAAGUGUUUACAUUGCCUCUUGUCCAUUCGACUCUGUUCUGCAGAAACUGCUAAGUGGAUACCCACGUGACAAUAUCUGAAAGAGCUAAGUAUCCGGAUGUUUACACAGGCGAUUUAGUUGUGUGGUAAUGAUCGAAUUGGGCGCAAGGGCCUUUCUACUGCAGUAGAAUCGAAACGCUCGCAGAUUAAUCACGUCGAAAUACGGUUUCACUUUUCAGAUGUGUCAUGCGAUCAACCAAUGUAAACGUGCCCAAGUGACAAUGAGUGCGUUGCUUGGCUGGAGCUUUUCGGUUGUGGUCGAGACAGGGGCCGAAUUAUUUUAGAGUUUUAUUCUUGUCAUGAAACACCAUGGUGGGCACCAUUGUAUGCAUUCUUUCAGUUCUCCAUAAUGAGCAUACCUCGGGUCUAUGUAAUUCGUCUCUCUCACCCCAGGUGCGAGGAACAUGCUGCCCCGGAUUUCGUAAAGUGGGUGUCAUAUUCUUUAACGAUAUUGUUUUUACAAAUGUCGUUAUAUUGACUAUUUUUUAUUUCGUAGCCUCCUCGACUUGUACUGCGUUAAAUCACAUUUUCAUCAUAACGACAUUCGUUAAAGUGGAAUAUUUUUAUGAGAUAGCAGUAAAUUAGUAGGGUCCAAAACAAGUCGUUUUACUGACUCUUUCCUUAAAAAGAUAUUUUACUGUACCAAUCACGCUCACCCCCACUUGUUCUUCCAAUUCUGAACAAAAAUAAUAUCCAUUCUAUGCAAAUAUUAUCACUCUAUCACUUUUUUUGGCCUCUUUUUCAGUAUACUGCAGAAUUCCACUGUUACUCCUCAUGGUACCACAAACUCUUGUUCUUCUGUCAAAGAAACUUUCAUAAAAUUUUACAUUGCUGUAAAAUUUGCUCAGUUGGUAUAAUGUCGGGCUAGAUGGCCAAUGAAUUGGGGUUCACUUCUCAGCAGGUAAAAAAAUAUAGGUAGAGUUAUUCCUGUAACAUGCCAUGGAGGACCAACGGGUUGUGAGACAUUGAGGCUCCCACAUUUUCUAGACAAUCGGUUUACAUAUGGCCGUUAAAUUUGUAACAAAGUUUUAAAUGCCAGUACAAAGGUCAGACCACAGUAAUAAACACUUACACAGAGUGGGAAUGAUCUUUCAGCAAUUGCACUGGUAAGCUUUUCAGGUAAACAUACUUACAUUGGCAUUUUAUGAAUAUGAAAUUUUUAGGUACACUGUAUCAACUAAGAACAUAAUUAAGUAUCAAAUGAUAUGUAAUAUUAUCAUGGUGGUCUGGGGGGGGCAUGUGGAGCAAAUCAAUAUGAGGUGUUUCACAGUAGCAUCUUGACACUCUCCUAGAUCGGCUGGGAUAAACAAAUGAAUCUCAUGCUAUCCUCUCAUUUGGUUAUGACAUUUUAGUGAAUGCACACAUUGAGACUCAGAAAAUCUCAUCUGUGACAACUACUACGUUACUUCAGAGUUUUCUAAGGUUUCCAUUUGGUGUGAGUGCAUACAAGCACACAGACAUAUAGAAAUUGGGUAUUAUACAUAUAGGGUUUUCCUAAAAGAAUGGUGGGAUUUCAUUGCCGUAUAUCUCCGUCAGUUUUUGCUGAUGAAAAGCAAAACGUAUAUGGAUUCAUAACAUGGCUCUCAAAUUUUCAUUUUGUAUAUCACACUCUUUCCUAGUUCCAUUUCCAACAGUUAGGCAAACAAUGGACUGGACGUGCUGCAGGUGAAGAUGCCCCUUUUCUCCAGUGGCCACCCCGGUCCCCAGGCAUAACUCCAUGUGAUUUCUUCUUGGGGGGUACGUGAAGGACGUGGUUUAUGUACCCCCAUUGCCCCAAUCACUCCAGGAUCUCCGAAACAAUCAAUCAUGCUGUGGAGACAAUCACACCUGAAAUGCUGCAGCGGGUGUGGCAGGAAUUCGACUAUCGCAUUGAUGGGUGCUGGGUAACGAAAGGUGCACACAUAGAGGCACUUUGAUGGAUGCACAUAAAAUUUGGACAGUUAAGCUUCCGAUUGACGCAUGUUAUGAUUGUACACUGUAAGAAAUACGAAAUAUAUACGUAUCUGAAACCCCACCAUUCUUUUAGGAACAGCCAGUAUAAAUUGUUGAGAAACAGAUUUCAAGUAAGUCUAAGAGUCUUUAAGGUUUUUUAUUGAUUUCUUGGCUUAACUUCAAGCUGACAGGCUAAUAAUUAUAGAGGUACUGUAAAUCUUCACUCAAAUACCUCGACCAGAAAGUAGCAUAUGGUUAUUAGCAGAGAAUCUGCAGGUGCUCAUAAUCAAGAUAUUAGUUAACUGUUCAUCUGCUGAUUUUGAUGGUCCCAGUGUCGGAUAUGACACUUAAAAUUGAAGUUGUCUCUGUGUUUAAAUAUCACACCAUGGACACACGGGGAGAAUGAAGUAAAACUCCAUGUAUUCUUAACCAUGGCACUAGAUGGACCUGAACAGAACCUGGUACCUACAGAGCUGCAGGUUGGUUGGACCCCAGAGCCAGAACAGACAUAGUAGCAAAGAUAAAAGUCCCUGGAUCUGCCAUGAAUUUAAGUCUGGUUGUUGAGCCUACAGCCAGUCACUUUACUGAGCUGCCAACUCUUUAAACCAGUACAUUUUAAUUCUGUUCUCAUUAGAAUAAAUUUUCUAUUUAUAUUAAUAAACAUUAUGAAAUUAAAAUAUAUAAUAAUAAACUAAAUAUCUGAUUAAGCAAUAGGGCUUAAACAGUAGUUGGACUCAGCUGUAGCAUCAACACUACAUACACGCUACAAUUUGAAGUUAUGGUACUGUAGCGAAGUAGAACCAAAGAACUAAGUAUGGCUAUUUAUUUUUAAGCUAAUUAAACAGCCAUUAUGAUCAAUAGAGGACAUAUGUAUCACUGCAAUUUAGUAAGUGAUCAAUGUAAAAAUAAAAACAGAAUAUCAAUUCAUUUUAUUAGUUUUAGUCACAAAGAAACAUUACCAAAGAACACACACUGUACCCUUUUCCCAAGUAUUGCUCAGUAUUCUAUGAGUGUAUAUAUAAGUUAAUGCAUCUUGUCAAUGUCCUUUUGUAUUACAUUUAUAUAAAACUACUUCAUGAAUUCUAUCAAUAACAGAUAUGAAUUUAUAAAGCUGUGUAGCUAUAAAAGACUUUACAUGAGUGUAACUGGCAUGAAUAAAUGAUUUGAUCGAUGAGGACAAUAUUAAUUACUUAGCUGUAACAUAAGCCAGUACUGGUUCACCCCUGGAAUACCAAGACUCCUUUCUUUCUUCCAUUUUAUAUUUUGGUGUGUUAUUUUACAUCAGUGUCAGCAGCUAGACUACAUUCUGCCGAACAGUAGGAUGACGGGUGAAUAAUGAAUUGGAAGGAAGAAGGAGAUCAGGGCCUAAUUAAGGUACUACCCCAGCAUUUGCAUGGAUGGGCUGAGGAACACCACAGCGAACAGUCACCAUAGUCUGAGUAUCAGGCCCUCCUGAAUACAAGUCUAGAGCAUUACAAUAUCCACAAGGUAUUAGCAUAUAUUACGGAAUUUCUGUUUAUUGCAAAAUAUUAUGCAUCCUAGAAUAGUGAUACCAUUUGUAACACACACAUGUCAAACCACAAGGUUCCAUUUAUUCAUGGCAAUAAGAAUGUAGGUUGCUAAGGCUGUUAUGUCAGAUUAUCAUUAUCAUUCCUGCCAGAUGUGUAAAAAUGGUAUUAUUUAUGCAUCUUCCUUUGCACUGCACUUUAAACCCUUAAUUUUAGCCUUUUAAUUUUAGAAAAGAAAAACUGCUCCUACCUAACUAAAUAAAUUCCUCUCAACACCCACAAAUUAAACUGCACAGUUAAAAAAAAACACACACACACACAC
Molecule: messenger RNA, 9946 nt
Organism: Cryptotermes secundus
Lineage: Eukaryota; Metazoa; Arthropoda; Insecta; Blattodea; Kalotermitidae
Product: metabotropic glutamate receptor 1
Exons: 14
Coding region: 1660-4968 (1102 amino acids)
Biological process (GO): G protein-coupled glutamate receptor signaling pathway; regulation of synaptic transmission, glutamatergic
Cellular component (GO): postsynaptic density membrane
Molecular function (GO): G protein-coupled receptor activity involved in regulation of postsynaptic membrane potential; adenylate cyclase inhibiting G protein-coupled glutamate receptor activity
Source: RefSeq, a predicted model, not a curated record